CUUCGGGCAAUAGGUCUGCGUCGCUGAAUUAGGUUUUAUUCUCUUAUCUCUACUGCAUAUUGUUUGAUCAUGUGCCGUUUCAUCGCCCAACCUGUAUGAACCUUAUCUUCCCCACCCGCUUUAAGCUGAGGUACCUCCGUGGACUUUCACACGUCCUCCUCACCUUUCUUCCACUAUGGACGGUUCAUUCAUGCCACCAGAACUAUUUAGCAAUGUUGGCGCCGAAAGAAUUUUGGUUCAGGGAACUGCAGACACGUACAAAGGAAAGGGAAGAGUCGAUGGUAUUAUUAAACUUGGUCCAGGAUUUGCAGGUCGCUGACUUCCCUCUAGAAAUCGAAUCGGAUGGAGACUGGUCUGAUUCCAGCGUGGAAAUCGAUAAAUCUCCGCUGAACCUACAUACCUUCUGCUGAACUGGAUAACAAGGUCUCUCGCUUUUCAGGUGAUUGUGGCCCUCAAUGGCAAGCACCAGCACCUACAGCAGUGGGUGCGAAUAAGAGUAUCCCGGACGAUGCGGAAAGGUGUCCCCUAGUCGAGAAUGUUUGCACCAGUCGUUGCACCCAGAUAGUCCAACUACUUCAGCGAGGAAU
Molecule: messenger RNA, 587 nt
Organism: Pisolithus orientalis
Lineage: Eukaryota; Fungi; Basidiomycota; Agaricomycetes; Boletales; Pisolithaceae
Exons: 1
Coding region: 96-410 (104 amino acids)
Source: RefSeq, a predicted model, not a curated record